GGCACUCGGGAUAGGUGGGAGAGCCUGGCACGGCUGCAGAGACACAUACACGCGCACACUCGUGCGGAAGCAGAGGAGCGCCGGGUGAUACGGUUCCUAUAAAUCUGUGCUGUAGUCCACCUCCCAUUUAAGGCGACCUCCCCCCUUCAGCCUGUUCUCAGAUAAGAGAUGCUGCAGCUUACUUCGAUUGGGAGCUGCUAGAAAGAAGGAGGAAGAGAGAGGGAGGCUGUAUUUUAAGAAACCCUCCUUUUCAUCCCUUCUUUCCUUUGUUCUUACCUUUUAUUUCUCCUCCCCUCCCCCCUUUUUUUGUUUAGUUGUGUUGUAACAGGAAACCAUUCGAUUUUGCCACGCUCCUUUUUUUUUUAAGUUCCCCCUUUCUUUUUUUUAACCCCCCCUCCCAAUUUCUUUUCGUGUUCUGGGAGUGGAAAAAAAAAAGAAGCUUUGAUUUAAAAAAAAAUCCUCCAUUUUUAAAAAAAUCUUCUGUUUGCAACUGUCCGCAAUUUAGGUUUUGGGUGUUGUCUUGAGACCUACCCAUUUGAUUUUUUUUUUUUUAAAUUGGGAGACCUUACAGUAUUACCUUUUUUUAAAAAAAAAAAAACCUGAAGCGAAAAAAGCAGAACGUUCCAUAUGCUCCAGUUACAACUCUGAGCAGGAUUUUUGAGACUGACUUGCAUUUCUGUAUGUACCACUCACUUCCAAUCUUGAAUCUGCAAACAUAACCAAUUAAAAGACGGCAACUCCAAACUAACAUGGCAGUCAGACUGUGUGAUGUGGCUUCUCUGCUUAGAAGUGGUUCGUGGGCAGCAGAGCCUUGGACUGGGCAGGUAAUUGCUGCCAUGGAAACACAACUGUCUAAUGGGCCAACUUGCAAUAACACAGCCAAUGGCCCUACUACCAUAAACAACAACUGCUCAUCACCAGUUGAUUCUGGGAACACAGAGGACAGCAAAACCAAUUUAAUAGUCAACUAUCUCCCUCAGAAUAUGACACAAGAAGAGCUCAAAAGUCUGUUUGGGAGCAUUGGUGAAAUAGAAUCCUGCAAACUUGUAAGGGACAAAAUCACAGGACAGAGUUUGGGAUAUGGAUUUGUGAAUUACAUUGACCCUAAGGAUGCUGAAAAGGCAAUCAAUACUCUGAACGGAUUGAGACUUCAAACCAAAACUAUAAAAGUUUCUUAUGCACGGCCAAGCUCAGCUUCUAUUAGAGAUGCAAACCUGUACGUCAGUGGUCUCCCAAAAACUAUGACUCAGAAAGAGCUAGAACAGCUGUUUUCCCAAUAUGGACGUAUUAUUACUUCCCGCAUUCUCGUUGACCAAGUCACUGGAAUGACGAAAGAAAUCUGCUUCUCAAAAAACAAGGUUUUCUAUGAUGGAGUUUCAAGAGGUGUGGGGUUUAUCCGGUUUGACAAGCGGAUUGAAGCUGAAGAAGCCAUCAAGGGCUUGAAUGGGCAGAAACCUCCCGGGGCCACGGAGCCCAUCACUGUAAAGUUUGCCAACAAUCCAAGCCAAAAAACAAAUCAGGCCAUCCUCUCCCAGCUGUACCAGUCUCCAAAUAGGAGGUAUCCAGGACCUCUUGCUCAGCAGGCUCAACGUUUUAGGUUGGACAAUCUGCUCAAUAUGGCUUAUGGAGUAAAGAGCAGGUUUUCUCCAAUGACCAUUGAUGGAAUGACCAGUUUGGCUGGGAUCAAUAUCCCAGGACACGCGGGAACCGGAUGGUGCAUUUUUGUGUACAAUUUAGCUCCUGAUGCAGACGAGAGCAUCCUGUGGCAAAUGUUCGGACCCUUCGGAGCCGUGACAAACGUGAAGGUUAUCCGCGACUUCAACACAAACAAGUGCAAAGGUUUUGGAUUUGUGACUAUGACAAACUAUGACGAGGCCGCCAUGGCAAUAGCCAGCCUGAAUGGAUACCGCCUUGGAGACAGAGUCUUGCAGGUUUCCUUUAAAACAAACAAAACGCACAAAGCCUAAUGAGGUGUCCUCAGCCCAAUUUAUAUUUGAAAACUAUUCGACAAAGGCAAGUUAAAAGAAACUUUAUACAUUAGUAAAUGUCUUUGUAAGUCAGUGUUGAGAUGGGGGAAUAACAGACUAGCAUCCUAAGAAAUAUUGCGAGAUUUUUUAUUGCUAGUAUUUGAAUUAAACUUCUUAAAUAUCUUAUGUUUGAAAUAUGGACAAGAGGUACAGGGUUUUUACCUGUCACAAUGCAUUCUAUUGCCUUCUUUGAAGAAGGUGGACCUUUUAAAAAAUGUUUGAGCUAAGGGAAGAAAUUUUCUUUUACACGACUGCCUUGAACCUGUGAGUAGAUAUUAAGGCUUUGUGUUAAAAUUCCUGAGUUAGUUAACUUUAUGUUGUGUUUGAGUUACACUUUAAUGCCUUGCUGUUUAGUCUGUUCAAGAAGUGUUUUGAAGUUUACAUUUUUAUUUAUAAAGUUUAAGAAUAUUUAUUUUGUAAUUAUGAUUUGGGUUGGGGAAGGGGGGUGGUGCAUUAUAAAAGCCUAUUGUAAGAUUAAUGGAGAACUUUUCGUAAAGCUGUACCUUGCCAAAGAGAUAAGAGCCUCUUUGAUGUGGGUUUAAAAAAAAAACAAAGCAUCUAUUUUUAUAAAAAAGAGAAAAUUUGGAGAAACUUUUUACAGGUCCUGGAACAAAUAUUUUGACUUGAAUACUUUGAGAAAUCUCUUCAUAUGACACCUAGUGAGCUUUUAAAACUUACCAGGAAAUUUGCAGUGGUUGGGGGAAAAGACUUUAGAGCGAUUUAUGAUGUAGAAAUUCUUUAAGAGAUCUUUGUUACUCAAGAAAUGGAAUCACUGGGAGAAAGCACUGCUGGUUUUGGUUUUGUAAUCGUUGGUGCAAUCUCUGAACAUCCUGGUUACUAUGUGAUAGAUGGCUCACAUUAAACUUGUGAUUUUGAAACAGAAGAAAAUUUAAAAGUAUAUAAGAGCAGGCAAGAAAUUUAAAUUAACUGAGAUGGGGGAAAAAUCUGUUCUUCCUAUAGAAUUCCCUUCAGAUAGAGCUCACGGUGUUUAGUGAUGUACUUGCAGUAUUGUUUGAAGAAUUGUUUUGUCUUAAAGAAAAAAAAAAGAUGUUUGCACAUGGUUUGCAUAGUGGCAGACCAGGAAAAAAACAGUCUUGCAUUGGAUAUAUUUGAAGGUAUUUUGAAAGUUAUGUUCAAGGCUAACACCUGAGCUUUGUGUAAUGUAAAUAAGAUCUUUUGUUGAUGAACCUCUUUUCAGCUAAUACUUCGAGUUUUCUUCUGGUUUUUUAUUUUCUUUACUUAACAUGCCAAGUGAUGUUCAACUGUUUUUGUAUUUUUUUUUCUUUGUAAAUGGCAUUAAGAUUGUUACUUGAGGUCUGCUUAUUCAUUUUUGUUGUCCUGAGGACUUGAAUUUACAGUGGAUCAGAUACGUUGCAAAUUUUGUCUGUAGAUAGUCUAGCUUCAGCUGUUUAUGGUGAUGCUACUUUUUUUGUUUAUAAAUAUGUUUGUGGUAAAAAAAAUGAGUAUAACCAUAGGUUUUGAACAAAUUCCUUACAUUUUUCAUACCAGAAUCAUAAAUACCUGUAUGCUAUUGAAAUUUAACUUUGUAUGAUGCUUAAAAUCACUUAUUUGGGGAAAUAAUAAAGUCUUUACCAUGUAUGGAAGAAAUUUAAGGUCAAAAAGUACAAAUAUUUUCUGAUUAGCAUCUAGCUUAUAAUAAAUUUUUAAAAAGCUGAAGGCUGCUGUGCCUUCACCGGGAUGCCCUGACAACUAUAUAGUUACGUCCUGCUUUUUGUAUAAACUGAGAUGCUCACAUGCUUCCCCUUAGAACAAGCAAUGUGCUAUGCAUAACAUACUUGUACAUGAUCUUUGCAGUUGCUUUUUUUGAUUAUUUCUUUUUUUUUUAAAAAAAUCGUAGUUAUAAAUUUUCAGUAUAGUACAGUACAUAAAACUGUUGGAAGAAGAGUGUUAAAGUGAAAGCGAUUGUUCAUGCUAGACGCAUUCAAUGCUAUUCAAAUCGAUUGACUUUCUGAAAGACGUUCACUUGAGGUGCGAUGAGCAAUUGUUCUGUACUAACACAAACACUCUGCUUUGGAAAAGAACAAUAGUAAUAACAACAACAAUAAAGAGAUCCGUUCUGGGGAGGUGGGGGGAACGUAACUAUACUCUGCUACUAUAUUCUACGGUAGCAAGAUCAAAGCAUUGGUGAGGAAGGCAUGUCUAUCAGGCUUCACUUUACACUGUUUAACAGAGCACUUAAUAAAAUGUAAGGCUGGUAUUUAUUUGAAGUUGUACAGUAUGACUUAAUUCACAUCUGUUGGAGUAGAAAAAUAUAUUCUGUUGAGUAUUUAAAAGAGGCUGUACAUGUUUUCUUUUGUGUUUGGAUCCUUUGUACUUUUUCAUGUUCAGUACAUCAAUAAACAAAAGUUGAAGGGAAAGAA
Messenger RNA from Pantherophis guttatus, 4408 nucleotides. The record is from RefSeq and is a predicted model, not a curated record. NCBI's taxonomy places the organism in Eukaryota, Metazoa, Chordata, Lepidosauria, Squamata, Colubridae.